Molecule: messenger RNA, 423 nt
Organism: Angiostrongylus costaricensis
Lineage: Eukaryota; Metazoa; Nematoda; Chromadorea; Rhabditida; Metastrongylidae
Source: the annotation of a GenBank genome assembly
AUGACCCGUCACUCCUCCUCGUCAUCGUCUCCUGAUGAAAACCGGCGCCUUCGUUCGACGUUGAAGGAAAAGAAGCGAAAUAUCGAAAUCAAUGAGGCUUUUGAGAGGCUUCAAAAACAACUGCCACAUGUGCCAACGUCGACACGAUUGCCAAAAAUCAAAACCCUACGCUUAGCAUUGAAAUACAUCGAACAUUUGAACACAAUCUUAAGCGGCGACAAACAGGUAACACCGUUUUUCACUUCAUGCAAAACGUCACUAGCUGGUUACGGCAAAACUUGUACAGCCAAUUGUAAUAGGCGAGGGAAGAUCCUGGGAACAAUUUUCAAGAACUACUCUGAAAUCCAAAAUCAACCACUUCAUAACGGUUUACCACCUUGUUAUAGCAUGAAGGUGUUCUUCAGUAUCGAAUUCCGAUGUUGA